This is a messenger RNA of Myripristis murdjan (pinecone soldierfish), 7078 nucleotides long. RefSeq names its product ankyrin repeat and IBR domain-containing protein 1-like. The record is from RefSeq and is a predicted model, not a curated record. The transcript is spliced from 21 exons. Bases 329 to 4321 code for a protein of 1330 amino acids. Gene Ontology annotation, biological process: protein ubiquitination. NCBI's taxonomy places the organism in Eukaryota, Metazoa, Chordata, Actinopteri, Holocentriformes, Holocentridae. Gene Ontology annotation, molecular function: zinc ion binding; ubiquitin-protein transferase activity; protein binding.
GCGACCCAGUCAGACUCCUCGCCUUCCGCUCUCAGCAUCAUCCCUGCUGGGUCCCGGCGGCAGAGAGGAUGGUUCAUCUGAAAACCUGGAUGCGAGCAACACUAUUAAGAUAAUGGCAGUCGAUUUACAUAAGUUUUUGGAUGUGCGACUAUCGACCAAGUAAAACGACCGUGGCAGGGGCAUACCACAAACCAUGUUGCUCUAACUUCCAAUCUGUGGUGAACGGGGGCGGAGGAAGAGGAGGAGGAGGAGGAGGACGACAGCGCAGGCAGACAGGCAGGCAUCUAUCACAACUCCAAAGUAGGUGGCCCUAAGCGAGGUUGCAGCCAUGGGCAACACUGCCACCAAGUUUCGCAAGGCCCUGGUGAGCGGCGAUGAGGCCCUGGCCUGGCAGCUGUAUGAAGGCAAUCCCCAGUUCAGGGAGGGCCUGGACCCAAAUGCGUCGUAUGGAGAGCAGUACCAGCACAACACACCGCUGCACUACGUCUGCCGCCAUGCCAUGACACGGCUGCUCAGGUCCUUCUUAUACAGCAAAGAGGGCAACCCUAACAAACGAAAUGUGCACAACGAAACGUGCCUCCACGUGCUGUGCCAGGGCCCGCAGAUCCUGCUGCUGCCAGAGGGGGCGCUCUCCCCGCGGCUGGCCCGACCCCAAAGGGACGAGCAGCGCCGUGCAGACUGCCUGCAGAUGAUCCUCAGCUGGACGGGGGCCAGGCUGGACAGGGGCCAGUACGAGAGGGCCAAUGUCAACGCCACCGACAACCACCACAGCACCUGUCUGCACUACGCCGCCGCCGCAGGCAUGAAGAGCUGCGUGGAGCUGCUAAUCCAGAGUGAGGCAGACCUUUUUGUUGAGGACGAGGACAAGUUGACGCCAUGCGACCACGCUGAGCGGCAGCACCACACAGAGCUGGCCCUCAGCCUGGAGUCACAGAUGGUUUUCUCCUCCUCUUCGGCUCAGCAGGCACAAACAGACACGCACAGCGACACCAACCUGCUGCGAUGCAAGGAGCCCUAUGAGGGACUGAAGCUCCAGGACCUGCGCAGACUGAAGGACAUGCUGAUUGUAGAGACGGCAGACAUGCUGCAGGCCCCCCUCUUCACUGCCGAGGCACUGCUCCGAGCACACGACUGGGACAGAGAGAAGCUUCUAGAAGCCUGGAUGUCGGAUUCUGAGGGCUGCUGCCAGCGCUCAGGUGUGGCCAUGCCCACCCCUCCACCAAGUGGCUACAACGCCUGGGACACCCUCCCCUCACCCCGCACCCCCAGGACGCCCCGCUCGCCCCUCACCCUCACCCUGACCUCUCCCACCGACAGUUGCCUCACCCCUGCAGAGGAGGGCCUGACUACGUGUGGCAUCUGUCUCUGCUCCAUUUCAGUGUUUGAGGAUCCAGUCGACAUGUCCUGUGGCCAUGAGUUCUGCAGAGCCUGCUGGGAGGGGUUCCUGAACGUAAAAAUCCAGGAGGGUGAUGCCCACAAUAUCUUCUGCCCGGCCUAUGACUGCUACCAGCUGGUGCCCGUACAUGUGAUUGAGAGUGUGAUUUCCAGAGAGAUGGACCAGCGCUACCUGCAGUUUGACAUCAAGGCGUUCGUGGAGAACAAUCCAGCCAUCCGCUGGUGUCCCGCGGUGCGUUGUGAGCGGGCGGUGCGGCUGACCAGACCGGGCCCUGGGGACAACGACCCCCACAGCUUCCCACUGCUGCCGUCCCCGGCUGUCGACUGCGGCAAGGGUCACCUCUUCUGCUGGGAGUGCCUUGGUGAGGCUCAUGAGCCGUGUGACUGUCAGACAUGGAGGAACUGGCUUCAGAAAGUCACAGAAAUGAAACCUGAGGAGUUGGCAGGCGUGAGCGAGGCUUAUGAAGACGCAGCUAACUGCCUCUGGCUACUGACCAACUCCAAACCUUGUGCCAACUGCAAGUCGCCCAUUCAGAAGAACGAAGGCUGCAAUCACAUGCAGUGUGCCAAGUGUAAGUAUGACUUUUGUUGGAUCUGUCUGGAGGAGUGGAAGAAGCACAGCUCGUCGACAGGAGGUUACUACCGUUGCACUCGUUAUGAGGUCAUCCAGCAGCUGGAGGAGCAGUCCAAGGAGAUGACUGUUGAGGCAGAAAAGAAGCACAAAAGUUUUCAGGAGUUGGACCGUUUCAUGCACUACUAUACCCGCUUCAAGAACCAUGAACACAGCUACAAGUUGGAGCAGAAACUGCUGAAAACAGCCAAAGAGAAGAUGGAGCAGCUAAGCAGAGCCUUCAUUAGCCGUGAAGGCACUCCUCCAGACACACAGUUCAUUGAGGACGGUGUGUGUGAGCUGCUGAAAACGCGGCGUGUGCUGAAGUGCUCUUAUCCCUACGGCUUCUUUCUGCAGCAAGGCAGCACCCAGAAAGAGAUCUUCGAGCUCAUGCAGACAGACCUGGAGAUGGUGGUGGAGGAUUUGGCUCAGAAGGUGAACCGGCCCUACCUGAGAACCCCCUGCCACAAGAUCAUCAGCGCAGCCCGCCUGGUCCAGCAGAAGAGGCAGGAGUUCCUGGCCUCUGUGGCCCGAGGCGUGGCUCCCAACGACUCUCCUGAGGCCCCCCGCAGGAACUAUCCUGGAGGAUCAUGGGACUGGGAGUACCUGGGCUUUGCUUCUCCAGAGAUGCUGAGUCGUCACUCUGUAAUGGGAGGAGGAGAUCAGAGAGAGAGACAGACACAGGAAUAUGCUGACAUCCAGUACCGCCGCCGACACAGGCCACGUCGUAGAGGAGACAUGCUGAGUCUACACAGCAUCAGGAGCAACAGCAACACACCGGAGACUAGCAGGAGGAGUGAAAACACAGAAGGUCCUGAGAGGAGUGAGGGCCGCAGACGAGCGCUGGGUUCACUGGACGAAGAUGACCCAAACAUCCUACUGGCCAUCCAGCUGUCCCUCCAGGAGUCCCGCAGAGAGAGAAGCCUGGAGGGAGGGAUGGAGGGUAGACCAGACCCGGAGAGACAUGAGAGGCGGCCUGGUCCGACAGGAGACCUCGGUGGUGUCUCUUCACACUCGCCCAACACAGACGGGCCUCCAGGGGCCAGAGGCUCCUCCUUUCCUCCUUCCCUCCUGGAUCCUCCCCGCCCCCCUACCAGGACAGACUCCUCUCCCCAGCCGCCUGCCUCUAACCCCCUGCCUCUCCCUCCUCCACCCCCCUCCCUCAGUGCAGAGUUGCUGGAGCUGGGGGACAGCCUUAUGAAACUAGGGAAUAUAACCACUCCUUACGACCUAGACACACACACCUUCGACACACAUACACAGGACCAGCCAUGUUCACACCACACAUACAACCAUAGCACCCUCACUGCUGCUUACACCGUGGAAGCUAAUUACAGCGACCGCAGCCAUAGACAAGCUCAAAACACACUGACCGCUCCUUAUUUGCUUGACCAUAUCACCAUCAGUCAGAGCUCAGAUCCCAGCGGCGACAGCAAAGAGCAGAGUCACUGCCACUCCAGCACUUACUUGGCCGAGGCUGAACACACUGGUUCCUACGAACUUGAACACACCCAGAAUCCCGCCCAUCCUAGUUCAUAUAAACGGGAACACUCAGCCACUUACGAAAGCAACCUGAAACCAGACAGCUCUUACAACCCCCACUCAGCACUCACUAGCUCUUACACACAGGAACGUCCUGCCUCCUAUGUUCUUGAACGUACCCCCAAGGCAGCCUCGCAGCCCCCUGGCCAGCUGUGCCUCCCCUCUCCAGACCUUGAGCCAGAGCUCUUGCUUUCACCGGUGAUCCCACCAGGUGGGGCUUUCACUCCCAGUGACCCUGAAAGUUUGGAGCCCUUAGACCCCGCAGCCAGUGCCCAGCUGCUGGACAACAUCAUGGCCUGGUUUAGCAACAACAUAAACCCCCAGAACAACACCCAGAGCUUGGCCCUCAUCCCCUCCCCACCCACCACAGAAACUGAGUCCUCCCCUGACACAGUCACUGAGACUGGCUCAGAGAGACACACCUCCCGGGAGGUCACUCCUGCCCCAGUCUGGCAGCCCCUGGUGGGUGAGCUGGAGGUGGGUCGAGGGGUGAUGAGUCCCUCUCUUGGUGCUGGGGGCGUGGAAGGCCAAGAGACGCUGAGGCCCAACACACUGGAGCUGGAAAACAGAGAGGCUGACAAGGAGGGUGUGAACACAGGGUGUGUGGCAAACGUGUCGCUGGACGAAGCAGACACACACCCAUGCUCACACUCCCAACAUGGAGACGGUCCUGUGCACACUGCCCAGGCCAGAGAGACGGACUUAGACCUCACCCUUCAGUUAGAAGAGGACCAAUCACCUGAGGAGUGGGAAGAGCAAGUACACUUAGUGUGAUAGUAAGAGAAUGAGACAGAGAGAGAGAUGACUGGGCUAAGUACAGAUAUUAAUAAAUGAGAGAAUUUAAUGGAUCAGUGGAGAUGAACCAGAAAAAGGAAAGGAAAAAGAAAUACUGGGAAAACUGGAGAGUAGCACUGAUAGAAUGUAAGAUGGAAAAAGACAAAAUAUAAGAUGGAAUAGUGAUGCCCCAGUGGAAGAGCUGCUUCUCUGGGGCUUGUGUGUUUACUGUAUGUAUUAUACUGUAUCUAGAGAGGACAUAAAGCUGCGAGGGCUUUGUCCAGUAAAGAUGAUGUCAUAAGCAGUGUGAUUUAAAAAAAAAAAAAAAAAAAGUGCUUUUGUCUGCGGUAGGAACAGACAAACUAUUCUUUGACAUUCAAAAUGAAUGAGUGUUUGACACUGAGGGCAUCAAUAGAAAGCUACUGAAUAUGUACACAUAAUGCUGAACAUUCAUUUAAUUUAAUUUAUUCCACUGCCUCCUGUAUUUGAAUUUGUCUUCUCAGUUGUUGAGGGUGAAGCUUUGGUGCUGAUCACACUGAAUUCCAGACUUGCCUCUUACACCCUCCAAGCAGUUGGCAGUGGUCCAUAACGGCUGCACACUUUGUUAACACACUGACCCAACCAUAAGCCUGUUAAGGGCUCUGAGAGCCAAAUAUGAGAACUGCAACCUUGGAGCUCGUUUAGCGUACUGUACAAUCAGAGGGGCUAAUUCUGCUUUUGGACCUUCAUGCACACUGUGCCUGUUCUGGUAGACAGCCAACCCACAACUGCUUUUUCCAUUUGUUAAGCUGUAAAGGAAGACGAGGAACAUCAGUGAAGUUUCCACCUGACAUCGCAGCUCUGAUAAUACCAGUACAACUAGCUUCUCUGGUGUUUCUCAUAGUCAUACUUAUGUUGUGAUGCUCUGUUGAACCACAAAGGGAAUUUCUCUUUUUUUUCCUCCACAGGGAGGUCAGAGGUCAGGCUGAGAUACAGAACAGCACUCCUGAAGCUGGUGGGGAAUCAGUGUUUUGGUCCAGGAAAACACAUGAGUAGGAUGAAUAUUGGUUGUCAGAGGGGAUUGAACCUAAGUCUUCUGGCUUAAGGAGAGCCUCCCACUCACUAUGACACCGCGUUAGAUAUUUCUCUCUUUGCUUUUAUCAGAGAUGAGCUGCCGUUCAUAGGUGAAGUAUAAGUUAAUAAACAAAAAAAACACUCCUGAAACUUGAUGGUUUUUAAACACAGUUAAUCAGAAAUUGAUCUUCAGGCUGACUAUCAGGCUUUAUGGUGUUCAGUCUUUUUCAAAUUGGCUUUGUUUUUAUCACAUCUUUUCCACUAUUGAUGGCUAGUUCAGUGUGCUAUUGAUAGUGCUAGUAUAACGGGAGACGGGUUGGGGUUUUGCUGUUGUUAUUUAUCCUUUUAUUCCUUUUUUUCCCCUCUUAUGACAAUGAAAAUUCUUAAAUGCAAGGCCUGAGGUAUUGGGUCUGUGUGCCUUUUAUUUAAAUCAUAUUUAAUUAGUUAAUUUUAUUUAUGGGUAUUUAUUAGUAUCAUUACUUUUUAAUACAAAAGUCCAAUCUUAACAGAAUGCCUAAUCUAAGAUAACUGACUACACACCCCUUUGGUGUGACUGUUGCCAUACACUGAGGUUUACGGUGCACAAUAGCAUCACUUCUCCUUGCCUAGCACUCUGAUUCCUAGGUUGUCUUACAGCCUCUGUCUUAAAACUAUAACGCCCGGCUGGAGUGUUUACAAACGUUUGGAUUAAACACUGCCUGUUGUGCUGAGAUAUGUGUAGGUGCUUUGGGAAACAGACUGGUGGUAGUAGUAGAGAGGGGGUUUAAUGACAUUUUGUUGGUAUGCCCAACAUACUGUAGAUGUAGUGUAUGAAAUGAUAGUGAAAUCCUUUCCAAGACUCUGGUUUUGUUCAAUUUGUUUCGUUUGUUUUUAUGAAAGUAGCCAGUUAAACAGAACGGGAUAUGCAAUCAAAAAUGUAUUCACUAAUUUAUAGCUUGAGGUCUAAUUUUUUUUUUCCAUAUAGCAGUAUACAUGGACAUAUUUAGCCAUUCUUCUUUCAAAGUAUAGUGGUCUGGAGUGAACUUGGAUGUAACUGAGGUGACGAUACAUCAAAUAAUCCUGAAAUGACCUCAUACUCCAACAACUGAACGUUAAAACAGUCACUGCACUGAAGAAGCAGAUGAUGAAAUUUCACGAAGCCGACUGAAAUGCUCAUGCGACUCAUGUUGCCCACUCCCUUUCAGAGUUUGCUCCCUAGCUGCUUGGGAACAAGACAAGGGCUAGAUUUAGGACUGCACACAUCCGACGGGUCAUAUGAAGCAACGGGAUACACAGCUGAAGCACUGAGUCUGCAGCUUGUUUUUGUUUUUUCCUGCUCUUAAUUUGAUUUUGCACACCGAUGUCUUGUUUUGUAUGUUAGCACUAAUUCACUGCUGUCAGGCAAGUUGCUGAGGAAUGACGUGCAUGGCUUCUAUCCUUAGUUGUGUUUAUGUUCCGUUACUUUGAUUUUGUAUGGGACUUAUGGCAUCUGUUUAUGGAAGGGGUCCGUGCCAUUUUGUACUCCAUCAAAAUUUUUCACAUUUUAACAUCCGUCAACAAAACAACUACAGAAAUCAGAAAGGUUGAUUGCACUUUCAUAGAUUAAUACUUGAUACAUUCCCAAUCGGUCCAUAAGAAAGGAGGCAACGUUUGAUUUGUGGCCAAUACUGUAAAUGAAAGUGUCAGUGCAAAGUUUACUCUCAAUAAAAAGAACAGAAAAGUGAA